AUGGAUCCAUGGCCCACUGAUGGCACGCGCGCCGAUCUCGUGCUUCGUGGCUGGAUUGGGGAGCAGAUGCCGCACAGAAAUCGUGCCAUGAGGGCCGUCACGGAGGCGACCGGGGCUCGGCUCGCAGGCGCGACCGCGACGGCCGGGGCCAAGGUGGCCAAGGCGGCCAAGGUGGUCGAGGGCAGGCGUCAAAGGAACUCCGGCGGAAAGACCAGAGCGAUGCAAGGCGAUAGGAAGGGGCGCCGCUAUCGGGGAGGUGGCGGCGGCGGUGGCGGUGGUGGCGGUGGGGAGAACAGGCCAAAGGUGCUGGUGACUGGUGAGAACCACUCCCUUCGAGGAACACCAAGCAGCAAUGAGACGCAAGGAGUCAUUGUCUCCAGCUUGAUGCGGUCGUCGCCUCCUUCGAAGAGUUUGGCGACCGCGCAGGGCCCGCAGGGCCCGGAGGGCCGGCGUACUCGGGAUUUUUGGAAGACCAGCCAAUUCGAGGAACUGGAAAGGCUUCAUCUUCAUCUCAAUGCCAAAGGGGAAGUGGAGCUGGACAAGGAAAACCUGGCACAAGAAUCACCGUUGGUGAACAGAAGUCAUUCCACCACGAACGACACGAAGCUCAGCAGCGUCUGGAAGAACCUGACGCUGCGAAGCAGUGGCGAUGAGGACAACAGAUGGUGCCACUGGUGCCACCGUCGUCGCAGGGGUUACGGCAGCCAUGGUCAGGGCAACCGGCGCAGAGGCGCACGGCGGCGGCAGCCGGGGGACUCGAGGCGAAGGCGAAGCCGACGUCGCUGGGAAUCGCCCAGAAGGAGAACCAGCUGGCAGAGCUCUCCCCGGAGACGCCGCAACGCGCCCAAGCCGCCCGCGCCGGCGCCGGUGCCGUGGAAGCCGACGCCAUGGGUGGGGCCUAUCCCAGUGAGCCCGUCUGGAGGCUGUGAGAGCAAUCGAAUUCCUUUGGACAGCAAAUGCACGGGUUGCCCUCCAAAGAAGGACGGGAAACUCUGUGCCAGCACCACUUGGUAUGAGGACACCACCCGUGGCUCCUGUGGCUGUGGUGGCCGUGGCCACGUGGAUCAUGACUUUUGGACCUUGACGGAGUAUACGGCUGCCAUGAACUGCGCGAAUUUGGACAAUGACCCGGACAAGAGUUGGUGUCCACUGAACUGCGGUGAGUGCUACAAGCUGUGCACCACCGGCGGAUCGACGCAGGGCCGCAAGCCAAAAGCAGGUGUUUGCCGGGUCUUCAAGAUCACGAACCGUUGCGGGGACGGCUACGACGACCACACGCCUGACUGGUGCAGUCAACACAUGUCGUGGCAGCAAUGCAAGGCGGAUCCCAACAAGUGUCGAAAGGUUGGAAAUACCAAUCAGUUUGGUUAUCCAGCACAUUUCGACCUGCAGGACUACCACCGGCAGAUCACCAGCAAUACCACCGGAUUGGAUUGGGACAAUGCAGAAGUGACCUUUGAGAAGGUCUCGUGCGGUCAAUGGCAUGGACCCCAGGACGUGCAAUGCGAAGGCUGCAGCAGGUUCCAUUGGGAGCAGCAGCGGGUGCUGUCCACCGGACCAGUCACAUGUGUUGUGACUCCAAUACCCCUAUUUUUGGGCGGAGAAUUCUGUCACCUUGCCUUGAUGGGGGUGCACUGCUUUGCAGCCAUGGGAGAGAGCUCCAAAAUCUUUGCGGUGUUCGGUCAUACGUCUGCCGCGGGUAUCAGCGAUCUAGUCAUGCACGGGAUCAUCCAGGAUCAUCCAAUCCUGGUUUGGUGCGGUCCUGGACCGGAGCCAGGCCAAAACCGACGCGGACAUGGUCCUCGUCGGCAUGGACGUGGACGGCGCACGGGGGCCAACUGCAUCGAAGUCAAUUGGCAGCCGCCUGCGCAGGCCCCACAGGGCGUGACACCCAAAUCCGCACCGCCGCGAAAGCCUUCGUUGUCGCCCUCGCCCAUUGGUCCUGGGGGACGAGGUCGUCCCACCCCUGCCUGGCAGAAGACUGAAGGCAUGGGCACCAUGGCAGGAGCCGCCCCCGCAGGCCAUGGCCGUGGGAGCCCUCCUAGAAAUCUUCGAGUUCCCACCCCGCCAUCCAUCCCUGAACGCACCCGGCCCCGAGCAGCUGGAGUCGACGCUCCUCGCCGCCGGAACGAACGUCGACGGCAAAAUGUUCGACGAGCCGUUUCUCGCUCCCGACGGAGAGCUCCCCGCUAUGGUCGGCCGGGCAAGGCGGAAUUGAAGCGUUCGGAGCGUGACUUCAGGCCUCGGCCUCAACGGCGGCGUCGGGAUGAAGGCUGUGAAGGUCGCUUGGAGGGUCGUCGGGGUGAGCGGCAGAGGCCGGGUGCAGAGCGCCCAGAGGCUCGCGCGGAAGAUUUGGUCGAGUGUUCUGUGCAUGGCAAGAAGCGGAGCUGGGACAAGAUCGAAGUCACUGCCGAGAAGAAAUGGGUCUGUGUCGCCUCGUGCCCGUGUGUGGUGCACCUUGGGGGCACAAAGGGCUGGUGUCACUUUCUCCGAGACGCUUUGAGAAGCCGUGGUGAGGAUGAACUGCUGGAGGCUGUGGAGGCCCUGGCUGCGAGUGACGAAGCACAAACGACUUCGGGGCACGGAGCUGCACAAGAAGCUCCCUCUGCGCCGGAGAUGUCCAGCAAUUUGGAGGCGGUGCUUCCAGCCUCUCCGCUGCUGGAGGGAGAGAUCGAUCCCGACGAUUUGUGA
Messenger RNA from Cladocopium goreaui, 2691 nucleotides. The record is from the annotation of a GenBank genome assembly. Lineage: Eukaryota; Dinophyceae; Suessiales; Symbiodiniaceae.